CCAGGGGAGUUGGGGUUCUCAGGGGGUUGUUUUCGGCUCUGAGGAGGUCCCCGCCCAACCUUCAAAAUUUUGUCCAAAAGCAGACAAGAGGAUCGCCCCGCGCUGAGCCGGCUGGUGGGCAGCAGGAGGCGCCUGAUCGCCGCCGGGGCGCUGGGGGUGGUGAUGGUGCUGCUGCUGGUUAUCCUCAUCCCGGUGCUGGUGAGCUCGGCCGGCACGUCGGCGCACUACGAGAUGCUGGGCACCUGCCGCAUGGUCUGCGACCCCUACGGGGGCACCAAGGCGCCCAGCACGGCCGCCACGCCCGACCGCGGCCUCAUGCAGUCCCUGCCCACCUUCAUCCAGGGCCCCAAAGGCGAGGCCGGCAGGCCGGGGAAGGCGGGCCCGCGCGGCCCCCCCGGUGAGCCCGGGCCGCCGGGUCCCGUGGGCCCUCCGGGCGAGAAGGGCGAGCCCGGCCGCCAAGGCCUGCCGGGCCCGCCCGGGGCGCCCGGCCUGAACGCGGCCGGGGCCAUCAGCGCCGCCACCUACAGCACGGUGCCCAAGAUCGCCUUCUACGCCGGCCUCAAGCGGCAGCACGAAGGCUACGAGGUGCUCAAGUUCGACGACGUGGUCACCAACCUCGGUAACCACUACGAUCCCACCACGGGCAAGUUCACCUGCUCUAUCCCGGGCAUCUACUUCUUCACCUACCACGUCCUGAUGCGCGGAGGGGACGGCACCAGCAUGUGGGCUGAUCUCUGCAAGAACAACCAGGUGCGUGCCAGUGCCAUUGCCCAAGACGCCGAUCAGAAUUAUGAUUAUGCCAGUAACAGUGUGGUUCUCCAUUUGGAGCCAGGAGAUGAAGUCUACAUCAAACUAGAUGGCGGGAAAGCACACGGAGGAAAUAACAACAAAUACAGCACAUUUUCUGGAUUUAUUAUUUAUGCGGACUGAUAACGCAGAAACUAAGCUUAUUAUUCUGAGUUUGGACACUGGAUUCGUAUGGCUGACGUCACUGAAUCAAGGAUCCCAGGGGAUGCCAGUUGCGGGGCACCUCAGUUGUGUAUAUGUGGGGAAUUCAAAUGCUACCUGACUCACAUCUGUAUACUCAGAAACAUUCUGUAAAAAAAAAAAAAAAAAAAAAAAAAUUAAAAGCAAGAUAAGCAGAUGUGUUAUCCAUUACCGCCAAAGCAAAUUCUCCUCCUUAUUGUUAGUGUCCAUGUGAAUGAAGUCCUAUAUAGAUCACAAAUUUUUAUAGAAAAAUCUAAGACACUGAAUUAUUUCUCCAAUAUCUAUGAUACUUUGGUGUUCUGUGACCCUGCUGCUUUGAUCCAUAUAUCAGCUUUGGUUCUUGUGAGUUUACCUGCUUCUGAUGAUACUUGGAGUCCAUUCAUAGUGUGGGGAGAAUGAUCUUACCCUGCAGGAGAAGGUCUAAUUGAAAUAAUGCUGCUUGUCCCCAAAGAAAUUGUUUGCCUUGUACUUUUGUUAACUUUAGAGCUAGUCCUGGGAAUGAUUCAACUUCAAGCCUUAACCUGGAAUUUUCUGGAUUUGAGGGAAUUCCCAAGCCUAUGAUCAUUUUCACAUUUCCUUUUUCUUGUGAAUUUUCUUUUCUCUCCUUUCUGGUGAUUAUCUUUUAAAAAUGGAGAUCGAAAUUGUAUCAUAGGAUUACCCUCUAAGUGUGCAAACGUGUAAUUAUGUGUGGUAUUUAGAAAAUCCCCUGUGUGUCCAUUUUGUCAAUAGAAUGUGUUUAGAUUUACUUAGAAAGUCAGAGAAAUUUAUUCUUUGGUGUUAAAUCAGACUGAGGCUUUUGCUUUCUUUGGAACAAAAGAUUAUUCAUAAACCCAAUGCACAAAGGUUUAAUUUGAGCUACUGCAUGGGUCACCAAGGGGACACUAAGUAAGGCCUUCAAAUAGUUACUACAA
Molecule: messenger RNA, 1898 nt
Organism: Panthera uncia (snow leopard)
Lineage: Eukaryota; Metazoa; Chordata; Mammalia; Carnivora; Felidae
Gene: C1QL3
Product: complement C1q like 3
Exons: 2
Coding region: 163-930 (255 amino acids)
Molecular function (GO): protein binding
Source: RefSeq, a predicted model, not a curated record